UUCAUAAAGGAUAUACCGGCUUGGCAAAUGGCGAAGACUUACGAUUACCUUUUCAAACUCUUGCUAAUAGGGGACAGUGGAGUGGGAAAGACAUGUCUGCUGUUCAGAUUCAGCGAGGACGCGUUUAACACCACCUUCAUCUCCACAAUCGGAAUUGAUUUCAAAAUCAGAACUAUUGAGCUGAAUGGGAAGAAAAUCAAGCUGCAGAUAUGGGACACAGCAGGGCAGGAACGAUUUAGGACGAUCACCACGGCAUACUACAGAGGUGCUAUGGGCAUUAUGUUGGUAUAUGACAUCACCAGCGAAAAGUCAUUUGAGAACAUUAAAAACUGGAUACGCAACAUUGAGGAGCAUGCAUCAUCUGACGUAGAGAAGAUGAUCCUCGGAAACAAAUGUGACAUGAACGACAGGAGACAGGUGUCCAAAGAGAGAGGAGAGAAAUUGGCAAUUGAUUAUGGGAUCAAGUUUUUGGAAACAAGUGCAAAAACCAGCAUAAAUGUCGAAGAGGCCUUUUUCACACUUGCCAGAGACAUUAUGGCUCGACUUAACAGAAAGAUUAAUGAUGGUGGUCAAGCAGAUAGCGGCGGUCCUGUGACGAUUUCAGAGAAGCGCUCCAAAAAGCACAGCAUCUUUAAGUGCGCUCUGCUUUAACUAGCUGUGUAUCUGCGGCAGCCAGAAAUGCUCUGCUGGUAUAACAUAUCACAUGAGCCCCUGCAAAGAGCUGGACUAGCAGGCUCGAGAACGGAUGAAGGUUCGGGUUUCCAAGCCCUAAAAGUCAAGAUGGAACAGAGGAAUGAUGCAAUUUUGAGAGAUUUAGUCGGUUAGCUCGGUGAUAGAGUCACAAUAGGAAACGUUUCCAUUGUUGUGUGGUGAUAAUCGUGAUGAUUGUGUCAAAAGAUAAUGGAUCAAAUAUGAAUGUUUUUUU
Molecule: messenger RNA, 925 nt
Organism: Sinocyclocheilus anshuiensis
Lineage: Eukaryota; Metazoa; Chordata; Actinopteri; Cypriniformes; Cyprinidae
Product: ras-related protein Rab-8B
Exons: 7
Coding region: 28-651 (207 amino acids)
Molecular function (GO): GTPase activity; GTP binding
Source: RefSeq, a predicted model, not a curated record